CCCAAACAGACAACUGUACGAAGAACGUAUUCAGUAGUCUUAGCCGGGUAGCGGCUACUCGUUCCCAAAUCCAUCUUCUUUCUUUUCUUGCUCUCGCUCUUGCUGUCUCCCUCCAAAACUUUCGAAAUACUUCUCCCUCUCUCACUCGCUCUCUCCGUCUUUCUUAGGUUUUGUCAGACAUCACAAGAAUUCCAAAGCGUGAUUCUGCUUCGAAAUCAAUGGGAAGGUACAGGAGCCGGAGCCGGAGCCUGAGCUAUAGCCCUCGCCGACGGAGCAGGACCCCUCCACGCGGCCGCAAGAGAUAUGAGGAUGAUUACUACCCCUCACACCGAGACCGCCGUUCUCCUGCUCCAUCUGGCCUGCUCAUCCGCAAUCUUCCUCUCGAUGCUAGGCCGGAAGAUCUUAGAAUCCCAUUUGAGAAAUAUGGUCCAGUGAAAGAUGUAUAUCUGCCCAAGAAUUACUACACUGGGGAGCCUCGGGGAUUUGGAUUUGUGAAGUAUCGUUAUGGGGAAGAUGCAGCAGUUGCGAAGGAACAUAUGAACCAUAGAGUUAUUGGUGGACGUGAGAUUAGAAUUGUUUUUGCUGAGGAGAACAGAAAAAAUCCCCAGGAAAUGCGUAUGAGUUCCCGAGGAAGUAGUCGGCAAGGUGGAAGCCAGAGAAGGAGAACACCACUGAGGUCCCCAAGACGCCGUCAUCAUUCUUACUCUCGCUCUCUUUCACCAACUAGGCGUGAUUCAAGGGGGCAUGGGGCAAGAGAUGAUGAUUACUCUCUAGGGCGGUCUAGAACUAUUCCAAGUUCACGUUCUCCACGAGAUGACGAGAACAGGUCAAGAAAGAGGUCUCUGAGUCCAAGGGAGAAUGGCCAUAGUCCACAUGAUGAGAGGAACUAUUCACCUCAUCAGUCAGGGAGUCCAAGAGGUGGUAGUCGUAGUCCAUCUGGGCCUCGUUCGCGAUCGUACAGUCCCCGCUGAUGCGUUAUCAAGACACGCUGCUGUCCUCUGGCGCUGGUUAUGUGGUUGACUUUUGGAUGUGCAUCCCAGUCGUUAACUCUGAACUUGAUCAUGAAUUUGUGAACUUAGAAUGUUUAAUAUCGACGGAGACUGUUUUGUUUGAUGUAAACAUUUUGCUUGCUAAUUUCAUCCAACUUGCAUGAGCCUGGAUUUGGAAUU
Tripterygium wilfordii is the source of this 1169-nucleotide messenger RNA. Its product is annotated as serine/arginine-rich SC35-like splicing factor SCL28. The record is from RefSeq and is a predicted model, not a curated record. NCBI's taxonomy places the organism in Eukaryota, Viridiplantae, Streptophyta, Magnoliopsida, Celastrales, Celastraceae. Gene Ontology annotation, molecular function: RNA binding. Bases 219 to 971 code for a protein of 250 amino acids. The transcript has 7 exons.